AUGUCUUCUCCAACAGGCACUACCUCUGCUACCAACUUCAAGGCUGAUCGCGACUCCUACUUCGAGCCAUCUCCUGCAAGCACCUUCAGUGGCAGUGCGUCAAGUAAUGCUGGGGAUGGUGACUUCCCCCGGACUCCUGGUGAUGAAAGUGACCUCAUGAGCAAGCUCUCUGAGCUCUCUGUCAGCGAUGGAAAGGCUACGGCUCGUUACUCGCCACCAUUCGUCCGCAAUGGCUCUGAGAGCAAGGUCGAUGAUCCGUUCACUUCCCCGCAGCCCUUUUCAGUACAACGAACUCCAACUGGACCAAAAUCCAAGGGCCGCUCAUCCAAGGAGGACAGUUGGCGCUCCGGUGCUUCUUCAGGUUCAGAUUCAGGAUGUAGCUCCCCAUCUGUCACUGGACUGAUUCAUAGCGCUCAUGGCGGCCGUGGUGUAUUCAUUCAGGAGUGUUUAUCCGAAGAUGGUGAUCUCAAGACGAACGAGCAAGUUCUCAUCAAGUCCGAGGAUGCUCAGGCUAUUUUCCCACCAUCCAGCUGCGUCUUCGUCGCCAAGUAG
This is a messenger RNA of Cadophora gregata, 552 nucleotides long. RefSeq lists its product as uncharacterized. Bases 1 to 552 code for a protein of 183 amino acids. The transcript has 3 exons. Lineage: Eukaryota; Fungi; Ascomycota; Leotiomycetes; Helotiales; Ploettnerulaceae. The record is from RefSeq and is a predicted model, not a curated record.